Messenger RNA from Dendronephthya gigantea, 4840 nucleotides. RefSeq names its product multidrug resistance-associated protein 1-like. The record is from RefSeq and is a predicted model, not a curated record. The transcript is spliced from 28 exons. Gene Ontology annotation, cellular component: membrane. NCBI's taxonomy places the organism in Eukaryota, Metazoa, Cnidaria, Anthozoa, Malacalcyonacea, Nephtheidae. Gene Ontology annotation, biological process: transmembrane transport. Gene Ontology annotation, molecular function: ATP hydrolysis activity; ABC-type transporter activity; protein binding. The coding region runs from base 366 to 4655 and encodes 1429 amino acids.
CAUGACGUAAUGUUGCACAUUUGUAAUGGCGUAAAUACUAAAUACUAAAUGAGUAUAUUUUGAUUUUUCUAAAAUCUUUAUUAAACCGAUGGGUUAGAAUAUGGCUAAAUAUGAUCGAGUUUUAAGAGCUCUUCUAUUUACACAAACUAUAUUUCUUGUGUAGUAAAUGAUAGGUUAUAGGUCAAGAUAGCGUAUUUGCCAAGGGUGUGUAAUUCAAGUAGACCCUUAGGUGUACGCUGAACGGCUAAAGGUGGAACUGGGGUCGUAUGAUGUUUGCCAAAAAAGGUCAAUUUGUGUGCUGGUCCUGAUCAAUGCAGUAUUAUAGCUUGUCAUCAAAAGCAUGUGACUAGCAAAAUGACUGGAAAAUGCUUGCUCAAGUCAAGGGGAAAAAAGAUAUGAAAGCCAUUCCAAAGAAAGCUCCAACACAUGUUGUUGCCCUGUACAAUUACCUGCCAACAGAAGAUGACAUAUUUAAUGAAAGUGAACCUAGUUAUAUUGCUCCAGAUGCCAAUGUUCAGUUAACCAUAAGGAAAGGGGACAUAUUUGAGUUGACUGGAGAGCUUGGUUGGUGGCUAUUUGUUGAGUCUUCAGAUCACGGCCAUGGUUAUGUUCCUAGUUAUCUCAUGGUGCCAGUUAAAUAUGAUGUACUCACAGCUGAUGAUCUCAAGGUUUUAUCUCAUGGUGGAGAUGUGCCUCCAUCUGCAAUUGACACUGAAGUGGAUUUGGCAUAUUUUCCGGAUGCUCUUAGUGACGAAAAGGACAUUGGAGUUCAUAGGGAAAUUUGCCCAGAAGAAAAUGCCAAUAUAUUUUCACGUAUGACUAUAUGGUGGUUAACAAGCUUGAUUUAUCGGGGAUACAAAAAUCCUUUGACUGACAAAGACCUAUGGGCCUUAAGUGACUAUAAUAGUUCCAAGGAAAUUGUCCCAAAAUUUCUAGAAGCGUGGUCCAGGGAAGAAGAAAAAAUUGCUGCACUUAAAACUAAGUCUGAAAAGAAAUCCAAAAACUACGAAGGAGUUGAAACUGAUGACGUCACAAUAAUCGACAAGGAUAAGAAAAAGAAAGAACCCCGGCCCAGCCUUCUGAAAACAAUAGGCCGUGUUUUUGGAAAAAUAUUCUUUAUUUCAUUUUUGUUAAAGCUUGUGCAAGAUGUUUGUGUUUUUACUCAACCUCAGUUGUUAAAGUUGAUAAUCGAAUAUGUUGAAGACAAGGACAAUAAAAUGGAGAGUUGGUCAGGAUACGUUCUAGCGUUGGCUAUGCUCGUGGUUGCUAUGAUACAGACAAUCUGUCUUCAAAAUAACUUCUAUUUAACAUUUACUGCAGGCAUGAGAAUAAGAACGGCGAUUAUUGGUGCAGUGUAUAGAAAGGCGUUAGUCUUGAGUAAUGCAUCGCGUAAUUUGUCUACCGCCGGUGAACUGGUCAAUCUUAUGUCUGUUGAUUGCCAAAAAAUACUGGAAAUUACAUCAAAUUUUGCGAUAAUUUGGUCAACACCAUUACAGAUAAUUUUUGGUUUAGUAUUUCUGUUUCGUACGCUUGGUGUUUCUGUUCUCAGUGGUCUCGCUAUGAUGAUUCUACUUAUGCCAGUGAAUAUGUGUUCUGGAAAACUAGCGCAAAAAUACCAGAAAAAACAAAUGCUUUAUAAAGAUUCAAGAGCAAAAACUAUGAACGAAAUUCUAAAUGGCAUUAAGGUGUUAAAGUUAUAUGCCUGGGAAAAAUCUUUUAUUGAAAAAGUAUUGGGUAUUCGUAAACUUGAACUCCACCAACUCAAGCUUGGGAAAUUUGUAUGGUCUGCGCUUUCGUUCACCUAUCUCUGUGCUCCAUUUGCAGUUUCAGUGGUGACGUUUGGUACCUAUGUUUUACUGGGCAAUACACUGACAGCAUCAAAAGCAUUUGUAGCAUUAGCAUUGUUCAAUAUUUUACGUUUUCCAUUGACGGCCUUGCCAUGGAUGCUUAUGAAUCUUAUACAGGGUCUUGUGUCAGCGAGGCGGAUAGCAACAUUUCUCUCUUUGCCUGAGUUGGACAGUGAAUGUAUUAAGAAAACAUCUGAGACUGAUGAUGUCAUUAGUAUUGUUGAUGGAACAUUUUCAUGGGGUGAAAACCAAUCACCUGUUCUCAAGAAUAUUAACAUUCAUGUGAAAAAAGGAUCUUUAGUCGCUGUUGUUGGUCAAGUCGGUUGUGGAAAAUCAUCUUUACUUUCUGGUCUACUUGGAGAAAUGGAGAAAUCUAAUGGGGAGGUCAUCAAAAACGGAUCAACAGCGUAUGUUCCACAGCAAGCCUGGAUUCAGAAUGACACAGUGAGGGAAAAUAUUUUGUUUGGGAAAUGCUUUGAUCCUAAACGUUACCACAAAGUCAUUGAUAGCUGUGCUUUAACGCCAGAUCUUGAGGUUUUAGCUGCUGGUGAUAAAACACAAAUAGGAGAACGGGGUGUAAAUCUAAGUGGUGGUCAAAAGCAACGUAUCAAUUUAGCAAGAGCUGUGUAUUUCAACGCAGAUAUUUAUUUACUGGAUGAUCCACUCAGUGCUGUGGAUGCCCAUGUUGGUAAACAUAUCUUUGAUCAUGUGAUUGGACCCAAAGGAUGUCUCAAAAAGAAAACGAGGAUUCUUGUCACACAUCACACACGAGUUCUACCUGAAGUGGAUCAGAUUAUUGUUCUCAAGGAUGGUAUUAUUACGGAGCGUGGAACCUAUUCGGAAUUGGUUUGCAACGAAGGAGCUUUUUCUGACUUUCUUAAAACAUACGCAGCUGAGGUGGAAAGCGAUGAGGGUAUGUCUUCGACUGAUGGUAUGUUAAUGGAUGAACAUGGCUCACCUGUUGAGUUCAAACGGAUGGUCAGCGUUAUAACACAACAGAGUGAAGUAACCAGUGAACAGGAUAACCCUGGCCAAAAACAAGAGCCUGAAAAUAAAAUAAUCGAAGAUGAAACUAUGGAAUUAGGACGUGUCAAAUUCUCAGUGCUUCUAUCGUAUUUUGUUGCCAUGGGUAUCAUCUUUACUGUGCUUAUCUUUCUAUCUCUAAUCCUAUCCACGACCUGUCUCGUCUCAUCGCAGAUAUGGUUAGCACGUUGGAGCACAUCAAACAUAACAGCUUCUUCAGAAAACACUCGAUACCUUGGAAUCUACGCUGGUAUUGGUAUUGGUCAAGCAAUAUUUGUAACUUCAAGCUCGUUUUUAAUGGCAUAUGCCUCAUUCAAGGCUUCAACUGCGCUACACGAGAAAUUACUGGUCAAUAUUAUGCAUUUAGCCUUGGCCUUCUUCGAAGUUACCCCUACCGGACGUAUAUUAAACAGAUUUUCAAAAGAUGUGGAUAUGGUUGACAGUGUGAUACCUACUGUUCUUCAACAGUUCCUAGGCUCGUCGUUUAACGUUUUGGGUGUUGUAUUUAUCAUAUCUUUCGCAACACCAUUAUUUCUGACAAUUUUAUUUCCACUAACCCUACUGUAUUUUAUAACUCAGAGAUUCUAUAUUCCCUCGUCAAGGCAAUUAAAACGUUUGGAAUCUGUGAGUAAUUCGCCAAUAUACAGCCACUUUCUGGAGACAUUAGGUGGAGUUAGUACUGUACGAGCAUAUGGACAGGAAAAACGGUUUAUUCUGGAGAGCGACAACCUGGUUGAUCACAAUCAAAUGUCUUAUUUUCCAAGUGUAACUUCAAACAGGUGGUUAGCUAUUCGUCUUGAGUCCAUUGGGAAUUUCCUGAUAUUUUUUACGGCGUUGUUCGGUGUGAUAGGGCGUGAUGGGGUUGAUAGUGGUCUCAUAGGAUUGUCAAUUACCGUGGCCUUAGAGGUAACUCAAAGUCUUAACUGGUCAGUGCGCAUGUCUAGUGAGUUGGAAGCUCAAAUUGUUGCUGUCGAACGGAUCAAUGAAUACUCCAGAGUUGAACGAGAGGCGGAUUGGAUCAACGAAGAGUGUCGUCCACCAGAAGACUGGCCUAAUAAGGGUGUAAUUGAAUUUGAAAGAUUUGAUUUAAGAUACAGAGCUAAUCUUGAUCUUGCUCUUCGUGGGAUAGAUUGUGACAUUAAACAAGGAGAAAAGGUUGGUAUAGUGGGGCGCACAGGUGCAGGAAAAUCCACAAUGACAAUGGCAUUAUUUCGAGUGGUUGAAUCUGCUGGUGGAAGAAUUGUUAUCGAUGGUAUUCCUGUAUCACAACUUGGACUACAUGAUCUACGUUCUCGACUCACCAUAAUACCUCAGGAUCCUGUGGUGUUUACAGGCACAUUGCGUUUCAAUCUGGAUCCAUUUGAUCAAUACGGUGAUGAAAUGUUGUGGAAAGCGUUAGAUGUUACUCAUUUAAAGAGUUAUGUGUCGAAUCUUGAAAAUGGUCUUGAACACGAAGUCAGUGAAGGAGGAGCAAACCUCAGUGUUGGCCAACGUCAACUAGUUUGUCUAGCUCGCGCUUUGCUACGAAGAACAAAAAUUUUGAUCCUUGAUGAAGCAACAGCUGCUGUGGAUUUAGAAACUGAUGAACUUAUUCAACAAACAAUUCGAAAAGAAUUUGCUGACUGUACUGUUAUUACUAUCGCACAUCGUCUAAACACGAUCAUGGAUUAUACCAGAAUAAUGGUCUUAUCAUGCGGACACAUCAUUGAAUUUGACUCGCCAAAAAGUUUACUCGAAAAACAGGGCGCGUUCUACGGCAUGGCAAAAGAUGCAAAACUGGUGUAAGCAACAAACCACCAUUCUUCAUCACAGACAGUGAUUUUUAAAAUUUUUUUUAUUUUUCCAAUAUAUAUAUAUUUCUGUUCCAUGAUAUACAUAAUUAUACAUAUUAGAUAGAUAUGGUGACAGUCAUCCGUAACAUAACGAAAGAGGAUUGUAUACUGUACGAGUGAAAUAGAUCGAAAAUAUUA